Molecule: messenger RNA, 3793 nt
Organism: Dreissena polymorpha
Lineage: Eukaryota; Metazoa; Mollusca; Bivalvia; Myida; Dreissenidae
Exons: 8
Coding region: 178-1671 (497 amino acids)
Source: RefSeq, a predicted model, not a curated record
AUUAAUCUGAUAUUAAGUACUUUGCCCAACUCUUUAUCUAAUAGUACAAGUAUGCGAUUAACAAUUGUGUCUCAUUAAUUGUAUUCUGUUAGAUCAGUAGAGUGCAUUGACGAAAAAUCAAGUUAUUUAGUUUGGUUUUGCUGACGAUAAUUGGAAAAUAUUCAUGAGAACAACGGUAUGUCUGCACAUACCACGUUGAAGCAACUGCUGGUUGUCUUUGUCCUAUCAACAACUCAGGGGCUAUCAGCUGCGCAAGAAGUGACCCUUUAUGCAGACACGACAGACGUGUCUGCUGGUCACCCACUACAUCUGACCUGUAACCAUGACUACUACCACGUCGUCUCGUGGUGGCUAAAUGGAGAAAUAGCUCUGACAGCGCAAGUAAACGGAGAUGAAUGCAUCAAUAGCCCAACGGAUCCGGAUUAUCUGGCCGACUGUACUUGUGAAAACUCAGUGCACACAUGUAAACUUGAGCACUUGUCCUGGUCUAACGUUGGUGACCAAUGGGCAUGCUCUAUUGGAAGUAUGAAAAGUAACAUUCUGACAUUAACAUUGCCAGCUCCCAAAUCGGUGACCCUAUAUGCAGACACGACAGACGUGUCAGCUGGUCACUCACCACAUCUGACUUGUCACCAUGACAAGUACCCAAUCGUCUCGUGGUGGCAUAAUGGAGAAAAAGCUAUGAGCGCGAAAGUAAACGGAGGAGACUGCCUGAAUAUCCCAACGAAUCCAGCUUAUCUGACCGACUGUACGUGUACAUACACAGUGCACACAUGUACACUUAGCAACUUGAACAGGUCUAACGUUGGUGACCAAUGGGUGUGCUUUAUUAGCGAGUGGGAUGGUACUGUUAUAAAAAGUAACAUUCUGACAUUAACAUUACCAGCUCCUAAAUCGGUGAACCUAUCUGCAGACACGACAGACGUGUCAGCGGGUCAAUCACUACAUCUGACUUGUCAACAUGAAAACUACACAAUCGUCUCGUGGUGGCUUAAUGGAGAAAUAGCUCUGAGCGCGCACAUAAACGGAACAGCCUGCCUGAAUAUCCCAACGAAUCCAGCUUAUCUGACCGACUGUACAUGUAAAUACACAGUGCACACAUGUACACUUAGGAACUUGUCCUGGUCCAACGUUGGUGACCAAUGGGCAUGCUCUAUUAGCGAUUGGAAUGGUACUGUUAUCAAAAGUAACAUUCUAACAUUAACAUUGCCAGCUCCCAAAUCGGUGACCCUAUAUGCAGACACGACAGACGUGUCAGCUGGUCACUCACCUCAUCUAACUUGUCGCCAUGACAAUAACCCAAUCGUCUCGUGGUGGCAUAAUGGAGAAAUAGCUCUGAGCGCGCAAGUAAACGGAGGAGACUGUCUGAAUAUCCCAACGAAUCCAGCUUAUCUGACCGACUGUACGUGUACAUACAAAGUGCACACAUGCACACUUAGGAACUUGAACAGGUCUAACGUUGGUGACCAAUGGGCGUGCUCUAUUAAAGCUUCGGAUGGUGAUGUUAUUAAAAGCAACAUUCUGACAUUAGAAUUGCCAGAAUUGCCAAGAGGAAAUAGUGCCCAAAUAGCAGUGAUUGCUGGUUCGGUUGGUGGUGCUGUUGGUGGACUUAUAAUCAUCGUUGGUGUGGUCAUCAUAUGCAAGCGUAGAAAAAACUAUAUUCCAAUGUGAAGUCGGGGCCCUGCAGCCAUGUCAACAAAAUCAACAAAAUUGAUGACAGACGAACUACAGCGUAUUAGCCGAUAGCAACUAUUUUAUGUUAAAGCCCCAUUAAUAUCCAAAAUCAACGGAAAUUUCGUAAAGUAUUUCGUAAAAUAAAGUUACACAAUAAAACAAUCAAUGCUCCUUAUAGCAAAAUUUCAAAGCCAGAUAUGUUUUGGUGACAUAGAUGUUUGUAGAUACAAAAUGCUUGUUUUAUAUUUUUCGUGUCACAAUAAAUGUCAUUUUAAUUUCCCAAACUGAUAUCUAUUUAUACGACACAUGCACACUGAAAAGGUACCACUUCUUCUUCACUUCUUUAUAUGAAUAGAUAUAUUUGCGGGAAAUAAAAAACCGUGUAUUUUAUAUCUAUAAACAUCUAUGUUACCAGUCCACAUCUGGCGUUGAAAUUUCGGCAAUUGCUAUAUGAAACACUGAUUUUCAAUUUUUUAACUUUAUUUUACGAAAUAUUGUACGCAAUUUUUGUUGAUUUUAAGUAGUAAUGAGGCAUCAAGCUUGUUAAACAAAUUAAGUAAAUAUGUGUUCAUCAAAGCAGUUGUGAAAAUAAAGGAAUUACAGUUUAAUCCGUUUAAUACAUUUCCGUCGCCAUAUACUCCCAUGUGAGUGUGCCGCUACUGUGGUUUAUGCCAAAUCAAAACGUGUGUUAGGAGAUAUACGUUUUUUGUGUAGUUAUUAUUUGUGUAAUGUCCUCAUGAAUUGAUGUUCUUAAUUAAUGUGAUUCUCCAUUUACUUCAGGCUAACACAAUACAACCCCCCCCCCCCCAAAAAUAAAAUAAUAAAAUAAGAUAUAUAUCCAACAAAAAACGUUAAAAUGCGGACUGAAAGCGUGAAAUUUGUGUGAGUUAGGUCAAUUAAAUAUUGAAAUAAUUAACCAUCAUUUUGGAAAUGCAGUAACAUUCAAGAAGUAUGGACAAAACUGCGAAUUUUUCUGAAAGACGUGAACAUUGAAAUAAAAUGAAUAAAAUAAAUGGCCUUUUUUGGCAUUAUCGACAAAAAGUAUACAAUAAUGUUCUGAACUGUAUACUAAUUUUUAAUGAAAAUGUUUAUAUUUAACAUGAACAUUAAAAAGUGCAUCUACAAUUUUAAUAUAUUUAUUAAUUAGCUUUAUAUAAAAAUACAGACAAAAGCAGAAAUUGCCCUUUUAAAAAACAAAUAUGAAACAAAUAAUAAAAAAUGCAUCCACUUCAUACAAUAUUUCUCAACCAACAGAACUUGGAAUAUUCUUUUUAAGUACAUAUUAAAUUGUAUAAAGGUGCCCAUGCUCUCAACAAUUGGAACUUGUUUAUGUUUUAAACGUAAACCUGUGUGUGUGACAGCGAGUGUGAAUCCGCCUGAUUGCAUGCAUAGUGUUUGCCUCUCAUAUAAAAUGAUUUUUUCUGACAAUAUAUCGUGUAUAUGUGUGUGAACUAUUAUAAAUGCUUGCAGUUUAUUUUUAUUUUGUUUACAAUUAUUUAAAACUCAAAACAAUUCCAUAUGAUUCCUCAUGAUGUGUGCCAUACAUGUUAUAUAUUGUUUCACCAAUGUUGUAUGUAUGCAAAUGAAACUGGUGUCUUUGUAAAUGUCAAACAUGGUAAAAUACAUGAGAAAAAUGGUAUGUGUUUCCAUGAAAAGAACUGUAUAUCUACAGAGAACGUAUCACUCAUAAGAAACAAGCAUCAUGGAUUGGAAUAUUCCAAACGGCACCUGAAAUGUUCAUAUGGACUUUGUGUGGCCAGUGAUUAAGGAUUAAAGGCACUGAUCAUUUUAUUGAACAUACAAUUGGGUACAGAUUUGUGCUUACAGUUACACUUACUAUAUAUGCUAAUACAAUACAUUUACUUAUUUGAUUUAAAACUGGAGAAGUUAUUGUUUUAAUAUCGCACUUUAAUAUUACCACAUAUGAAGCGGAAGAGGUUAAAUCAACCGCUAAGAAGUAGUAACGAUAAUACCUAUAAAUCGUAUUCAUAAACAGAUUGACUAAAGAAAUAAUAUGCUAAUUUAACUGUAAUCAAUUACUCAAAAUUAUAUAACGUAUUGUUAAGUAUUGUUUAUUAGAAUGGCUUUGUUCGGUAUAAUUAAAUGAAAAUGUAACAUA